AUGAGCGCGAACAAAUAUGCAAAUCUCCCUGACAUUGACACUGCACCAGAUGUCUAUGAAACGGAGGACGUGUUUCCCUCAUCUGAAACCAAUAGAGGAGAUUCGGAUUCUGACGAACCCUCAGGUCCACGGAUACGCGCCCAGCGGGGUGCGGAUACCUCGAAAGAAGAACUCGAUGACAGCAACUUGAUCAGCGCGGAAGAUGCGAGCAAACACUUUCGGAGAGCCGAACGACGUCUAUCUGACUAUACCUCAGGCCAGGAAUCACGCUUUGCAUAUCCCCCGUCGCCGACAUCCUCACCAUCACGUUCGCCAUCGCCGAGUAGGCGACCUCUUCCUGCGCGCCUGCGAGCACUGCAAGCUGAGCUUGCUGCUCUGGAGGGUGAGGUUGCCGAUCCGUCCAAUCCUGCACUUAAAGCCGAGGGUGUCGAUGCUGGUGAGAUGAUAAGGGGAUUAGUAGACGUGCGCAGACGGCUAGAGAAAGUCCGAAUGGGGCGUGAGGGGAGAGGGAGGUUAGUCGGUGUUGUCCUUGGCGAUGGUGGCAAGGAAGACAGUAAAGAAGACGUGGAACAGCCCAGUGCGGAUGGCGAGGCAAAGGAGUCGAAAGUGCAGGGAGUACCGGAAGUUCGGGGCAUUGCUGAAAUGGACAAACGAGUCGGGGAGUUAGAGAGACUAGUGGGCUCCGUGGGCGCGACUUUGGACGAGUCUACCCCGAUUACUCCACCGCUUCUUCCUAUGCUCACGCGUUUGAACUCGCAACUGAUGCUUUUGACUCAACCACGGCAUAUUGACUCCAUCUCCCGUCGACUGAAACUUCUGUUGUCUGACCUUGAACGAGUAUCUACCGCACAGUCACAAAAGCGCCAAUCGCAGCAGCCUGGGGGUACAUCCAUUAUUUCUGGCACCGCAACUCAGGAUGCGCUCCUCCCACUGUUAACACGUCUAGCUCCUUCGCUUCCUCACAUCCCGCAUAUUUUGACUCGUUUGCGUACCCUCUCUGCGUUGCAUGCAUCUGCGGGUGAGUUUCAGGGAACGAUAGCAGCGCUCGAAGAAGAGCAGCGUAAGACAAGGGAUGCCCUUGAAGCUCUCAAAAAUGCCGUCGGAGACGUGGAAACCAGUUUAGAAGCCAACAAGGGGACCGUUGCAGGGAAUGUGCAAGGCUUGGAGGACAGAGUAGACAAAGUUUUGACUCGGCUCGAGGAGCUCUCAACGUAA
Suillus bovinus is the source of this 1215-nucleotide messenger RNA. Its product is annotated as Dynamitin-domain-containing protein. The transcript has 5 exons. Gene Ontology annotation, biological process: mitotic spindle organization. Gene Ontology annotation, cellular component: dynactin complex; cytoplasm. NCBI's taxonomy places the organism in Eukaryota, Fungi, Basidiomycota, Agaricomycetes, Boletales, Suillaceae. Bases 1 to 1215 code for a protein of 404 amino acids. The record is from RefSeq and is a predicted model, not a curated record.